This is a messenger RNA of Colletotrichum truncatum, 981 nucleotides long. NCBI's taxonomy places the organism in Eukaryota, Fungi, Ascomycota, Sordariomycetes, Glomerellales, Glomerellaceae. The record is from RefSeq and is a predicted model, not a curated record.
AUGGCAAGAGAGAUCGCGGGUCAAUCCUGGGAGUACUUUUGGACACCUUGGAACGAGGCGGUAGCAAAUAGCAACCACAGCACCACUGUCGCCCUCCCCGAAUACAACGUGUCGCAGCCAUGGCCGGGAACACCAAUAGACGGCUGGACGAUUACAAAUACGGCAAUUGAUUUAUCCCGCUACAAUGCGGUGAUCGAGGAAGGUGUCGUCCUGACGGGCUUCAUCGGCACCGACAUAAAAAUAACCGCCCCAAAGUCGCUCUACGUGCCCAGUACAAACGAAAGCGAUCACGGGCUGCUUAACGUGAACGCCUACCCAGAUUGGGCGUUUUGUAUGUGGGCAUGGUCGCAAUCAAUGAAGGAUAAUGGGACUCUGGCGGAGAGCUCCAGCAGCCAAGACCAACCAGCGGACGGAUCUUGCGAGCAACUGGCAUCCAAGGAGUGCAUCGCGGCCUUGGAGAAAGCAGCAAGCACGGCUUACACCAUGAAUUACGAACUUCGGGAGUCAACUAACGGAAUGCGUCAUCAUUGUGACGGAAUUACAGUUCCUCAAGAAUGCUAUGGCUCUAGAUUCGAUACAAAGGAUCGGUUUUGGGAAGAUUUGAAUACGCCUCUACAAGUGCUAAAUGGUUCCACAACCUUUUAUUACAGGUGGUUCAAUAUGGAGUACGAUACUGCUCAAGACAUCCGAGACAAAUGGAAGGUUGUCACGCAAGACCAUGUGUCUAUCUUGACCGUGUUUGGACGCAUGAACGACGAUUACUGGGCCACUAGCCACGUUGAGCCUGGGUUGGCGAAAAUGACUUGCCUCAAAACGUCCUUUAGUGAACCCGGCAGUAGGAAUAAGGGAAAUGGCAGCAGUGAGUCUAGUGGGGGGGACGAGACUAGCGGAGGGGACGAAAAAAACGGAGCUGCAAUUGUCAGAAGGGGUUUGGUUGCAGACCUGAUAGUUCUGGCCGCCGUGGUGUACUGUUUGAUGUAG